AUGGGGGGCGGGGUGUAUACAACUUACUUCUCUGUAAAAGGCCAGGUAUUAAGUAUUUUCACCUUUGAAGGCCACAUGUCCUCUGUUGAAGCCAUUCAAAUGUACCAUUACAGUGUGAAGGCAGACUGUAGGCAACAUGGAAACAAAUAUGUAAAUGACAGGAUAGAUGCAGGGGCUGCGAGACUUGAUGUGUUUUCAGUGGAUAAUGAAGAACUGCAGGGUGGAUUCAUGUUGUGCUUCCUGGAUGAUGGAUGUGGUAUGAGCCCUGAGGAAGCAUCAGAUAUCAUUUACUUUGGAACAUCCAAGAAACGGUUAUCAACCUUGAAGUUUAUCGGGCAAUAUGGCAAUGGCCUUAAAAGUGGAUCCAUGAGGAUUGGAAAAGACUUUAUUCUUUUUACAAAGAAGGAAGAAACGAUGACCUGUGUAUUUUUUUCUCAGACAUUCUGUGAAAGAGAAGGUCUGAGUGAGGUUGUGGUUCCAAUACCUUCAUGGUUAACAAGAACCAGAGAAUCUGUCACAGAUGAUCCUCAAAAAUUCUCAACAGAAUUGUCUAUAAUUUAUAAAUAUUCUCCAUUUAAAACUGAAGCUGAAUUGAUGCAGCAAUUUAAUGUGAUCUACGGCAAGUGUGGUACUUUGCUGGUUAUUUAUAACGUGAAGCUUCUGCUUAGUGGAGAACCUGAGUUGGAUGUUAAAACUGACAGAGAAGAUAUACUGGUGGCUGGGGCUCUUGGAGAUUUUCCAGAGAGGUGGUCAUUCAGAGCCUAUACAUCUGUUCUGUAUUUUGAUCCUUGGAUGAGAAUAUUCAUUCAGGCCAAAAGAGUUAGAACAAAAUACCUAUGCUAUUGCCUCUACAGACCCAGAAAGUAUAUGUAUGUCACAUCUUCUUUUAAAGGAGCAUUUAAAUGUGAAGUUAAAAAGGCAGAAGAAGCAGUAAAGGGAGCUGAACUCAUCCUGAAAGAAGCACAGAUCAAAGUAAACUACUCUGACAGAACUUCUUUGUCUUCCUCUGCCAAGGAUGUAUUACAGAAAGCUCUGGAAGAUGUUAAAGCAAAGCAGAAGAUUCUUCAAGAGAAGCAGAGAGAGUUAAAAAAAGCAAGGACACUCACCCUGUUCUUUGGUGUGAACAUAGAAAACCGAAGCCAAGCUGGGAUGUUCAUUUAUAGUAAUAACCGCUUGAUCAAAAUGCACGAGAAAGUCGGCCCACAGUUGAAACUGAAGUCCUUACUCGGUGCAGGUGUAGUUGGAAUUGUUAAUAUACCCUUGGAGAUCAUGGAACCAUCCCAUAAUAAGCAGGAAUUUCUCAAUGUCCAUGAGUAUAACCAUCUUCUAAAAGUUAUGGGACAAUACUUGGUCCAGUACUGUAAGGACACCAGGAUCAGUAACAGAAAUCUAACAUUAUUUUGGAAUGAAUUUGGAUACCCAGAUAAUAAGGACAUGGAAAAAUCCUCAGAUUCUGUUCAGUAUCAAAGAAGACAAGCCAUGGCCAUCCCAUGCAUGAUUCAGUGUGAUCUUUGCCUUAAAUGGAGAGUCUUGCCUCCUUCUACUGAUUAUCAGGAAAAAGAAUUGUUUGAUAUCUGGAUUUGUGCUAAUAACCCUAACCUCUCGGAAAACAGUUGUCAUCGGACAGAACGUCUACCUUCCAUACCCCUGGGCACUAUGAGCACAGUAUCACAGUCAAAAAAUGAGAAAGACAAGCAGCUUCGAGAGUCAGUCCAGAGGUAUCAAAAUCAACUGGUAGAACCGCGUCAACAGCCUCAGUUUAUACCAGUGAAUAGGAUCACUGAGUUCACUAGCCCCUGCCAAGCUUCAACAUCUAAGGGAAAUAAGAAAAUUCAGAGAAUCAGACCUUCCAGUGAUGACUUGAAGCAUGAGUCUCUUUCAUCCUUUGAGCUUUUGGUCAACCACAGAGGCUGGAAAGAAACAGAAGGAUCAGACUCCGAUGUAGAGUAUAUUUCAGAGACUAAAAUUAUGAAAAAGUCUGGGCAGAAGAAAGUGAAACCUCAACAGCAGAGGUAUCCAGCAGUUCCACUGGAAAACGUCAAACUAGCUAGCAGAGACAAGGCCUCUUGGGAAAUGAAGAGAAAGAGGAGUCAAAACCUUACUUCAAUUGAAGUUGAAACCAGCAACAGCAAUUCAGACAUAAUCCAGAACAUCUUAACCCUCUUCAGAAUGCCCUACAUAGCCAUUCGAUUGGACCUUCAGAGAUGUUAUUUGUGGGAUCACCAGUCUGCGCUGCAGCAGACUUCUUUCAUUAUUUUGCACAAGCUUGUUAGCCAUGGUUUCCUCCCCCAUUUCAAGAUUUUAGAUGAAAGUGACACUGAUGUUCCAUUGAAACAAGAAAAAAAGGAAGUUUCUCUUAUGAAAAAAGAAAAACAGGAGCUGUGCAGUGAUACCCCAGAAAUAAAGAGAAAUUCUUCAUCAACUAAAUGGGAAAGCUUGUUUUUGCCCAGUAUGCCAGUGGAAGAUUUAAAUCCAAGUUCUGGAUACAAAGCCAGAGUUUCUGUGAGUGGUGGUUGUAAAGUUGCUUCUUCACUGACAGAAUCUUCUCAAAGCACAUCUGUCAAGGAAACAGUAAGAAAACUGACAUCUAAUUUAAGGGAGAUUCUUCUGUAUUUUUUUCCUGAGUAUCAGCUACCAUCAGAGUUUGGCCACACAUCUCUGGAGGAACUUACAGCAAGUUGUGAGCUGGAGCAGUGCCCAGAACAGACAAACAAAAAGCUGAAAAUGUGUUUCAACCAGAUCCGUGAUGUUUACAUGGUCCAAUAUGAAAAAAAACUAAAGACCAAAAUUCAGUCUGUUAUCUGCGACGCAAACCAAAGAGAAAUGGUUAAUGAAGUAUCUCUCGGACAAUGUGAAAAAAAAAGAAAACUUACUGAAGAUAAACUGAAUAAGCUUCGUGUAAAACUGGCAGUAUUAUUGCAGAAGCUUCAGCUGGGUGGUCCAGCCGGAGAUCUGGAGCAGAUUGAUGCUUAUUUAGAAGCUUUGCUGAAAGAAGAUCAUCUCCUUUUUCAGAAGGCUUUUGUAAAUAAAGUGACUACAGAUACAGGGCAUCAUCUCCUUUUAGAAAAAAAGGAAAAUAUUUCUCAAAAUUAG
Molecule: messenger RNA, 3093 nt
Organism: Capra hircus (goat)
Lineage: Eukaryota; Metazoa; Chordata; Mammalia; Artiodactyla; Bovidae
Gene: MORC1
Product: MORC family CW-type zinc finger 1
Exons: 27
Coding region: 1-3093 (1030 amino acids)
Cellular component (GO): nucleus
Molecular function (GO): zinc ion binding
Source: RefSeq, a predicted model, not a curated record